Apis laboriosa (Himalayan honeybee) is the source of this 2299-nucleotide messenger RNA. Its product is annotated as ubiquitin-conjugating enzyme E2 Q2. The transcript is spliced from 6 exons. Gene Ontology annotation, biological process: protein polyubiquitination. Gene Ontology annotation, molecular function: ubiquitin conjugating enzyme activity. The record is from RefSeq and is a predicted model, not a curated record. The coding region runs from base 107 to 1255 and encodes 382 amino acids. Lineage: Eukaryota; Metazoa; Arthropoda; Insecta; Hymenoptera; Apidae. Gene Ontology annotation, cellular component: nucleus.
UGUCGGGUAGUCAUCGGGUACGUCGUGUUUCUUUCGGGUUGCUGUACUUUUUGAAACAAGCAUCGCCGAAAAAUUUGGGGUCCAGCACUUUCGUUUGCUCCCCCAAAUGGCUUGUUUGAAUACCCUUAAACAGGAGAUUAAAACUCUUGAGUCCGUCUUCCCUAAGAGCCAUGAGAGAUUUCAGAUAAUGUCUGCGAGUGUGGACGAACUCAGCUGCAGAUUCGUCGGUAAAAAUGGGAAGAAAUACGAAAUACACGCCAAUAUUACAGAAACCUAUCCUUCUACACCACCAGUAUGGUUUGCAGAAUCAGAAGAAACAAGUGUUACAAAUGCGGUACAAAUUUUAAGUACUACUACAGGCCGUGACAACCAUGUUAUUAACCAAGUUGGGAUUCUCUUGAAAGAAUUAUGUAGACUCCAUUCAUUACCUGAACCACCUGAUGUUGAACGGUUAAGGACAGCUUUGGAUCCAUUACGUUUAGGAGGAUCAAAUGAAGCUACAGCACAAAGAAUGGAAGCUGAAGAUGCUGAAGAUAUUGAAGAUGAUGAAGAAAGUGAUGCAGAAGAAGAUCUUCAUUUAGAUAUGGAUGAAGGAGAUGCCAAUGCAAAGAGUAAGGGUGAAGAAAUAGAAUUGGAACAUCUUGCAACAUUAGAAAGGUUGAGACAAAAUCAAAGACAAGAUUACUUAAAAGGAUCUGUUUGUGGCAGUGUGCAAGCCACAGAUAGACUUAUGAAAGAAUUGCGUGAUAUUUACCGAAGUGACAGUUUCAAAAAAGGAAUGUACAGCAUAGAAUUAGUAAAUGACAGUUUGUAUGAAUGGAAUGUCAGGCUGAUGUGUGUUGAUCCUGAUUCACCUUUACACAGCGAUCUCAUACUUCUAAAAGAAAAGGAAGGCAAAGACAGUAUUCUUCUUAACAUGCUUUUUAAGGAAACUUAUCCAUUCGAACCUCCCUUUGUUAGAGUUGUGCAUCCCAUGAUCUCUGGUGGUUACGUCCUUAUAGGAGGCGCUAUUUGCAUGGAACUUCUAACAAAACAAGGUUGGAGUUCAGCCUACACAGUAGAAGCAGUCAUCAUGCAAAUUUCCGCAACCUUAGUGAAGGGAAAAGCACGCAUACAAUUUCAAGGACCGGGUAGUGCUAGCAAAGUGUGUGGGCAAGGUCAAUAUAGUCUAGCACGUGCACAACAGUCAUUCAAGUCUCUUGUACAAAUACACGAAAAAAAUGGUUGGUUUACCCCUCCAAAAGAGGAUGGCUAAUGAACAUGAAUCACGGAGAAAGAAAAGUUUGUCGCGUGCUUACAGCUGAGACUUUAAUUCGGUGUGUGCCCAACAAAUAAUUGUUACGAUAAUGAUUUGAUACACAAAACACAACAUUAACUAGGUAACUUAAGAUACUGAAUUAAUCUAACGCGUAAUUCCUUUGAUGGCUGAAAAGGCUGCCGCGCAAACAGUGAAGUGUUUGAUUCUGUAUGCAUAGAUUUUUCAGUAAUUAGUGAUUAGAUCGCCAAUCGCAUUUGUGAGAUAUAAUCAUUUUUAUCUGGAAUUGAUUCUUAUGUUCGGAAUUACUAAGAAUCUUAAUUAUUCCAAAUAAUAUUAAUCUUAGUUCUUUUUUGUGAGUACACAUGUUGUACGUACGUACGAAACAGUGUAAACAUUCUGUGAAAUGCGUUUGCGCAAUCCGUGCUUCCUUCCUUUCAAUAGAAGGAACAGGAUGGUUAGCAACUUAGAUAGUUAUAUUGACAAUUUUUCUAAGUGUUUUUUUUUUUAUCAUUGUGAGCUUUCCUUUGUUCCAUUCUAUCUAAUUGUAUUUUAAUUCUUUUAUUCAUUGUGCAAUUCAUAAGUAAGUUGUUUGGAUAUAUUUGUUAAAAGUAAACAGUAAACGAAUCUAAUGUAAGAAUAGCGAUGUUUCUGGGGGUAAAGCGAGUUUUGCUGUUACCUUUUGUAUUUAUUCGAUAUUUCAUUUAUUAAUAAAUAUGAUUCAAUAUGAACGAGCACACAACUAAAUCAUCACAUUUUGAAAUAUAAUCUGAAAUAAAACACAAUUUGGAGAAUAUUAAUGUCACAUAUAUUACUUUAAAAGAUAUACUAUUAGUUAUAAUUUUUUCUUUAAAAUUCCAUGUAUUACAAAAACUAACAAUUCAUUAAUGAUUUAAUUUUUCAGAAUUAUAAGAUCGUAAAUUUUUUUUGUAUUGAAGAAAAUAUAUAAUAUAUUUUUUUCUUAUUAGAUAUUAAAACGAUAGAUGUACAUAUUUCAAUACUUUUCGUUGCUCUAUAUAUUUCUUAAUUAUUCAUAUUUAAUUU